Messenger RNA from Passer domesticus (house sparrow), 8210 nucleotides. It is a transcript of the gene KAT6B, whose product is annotated as lysine acetyltransferase 6B. The record is from RefSeq and is a predicted model, not a curated record. Gene Ontology annotation, biological process: nucleosome assembly; positive regulation of transcription by RNA polymerase II; negative regulation of DNA-templated transcription. NCBI's taxonomy places the organism in Eukaryota, Metazoa, Chordata, Aves, Passeriformes, Passeridae. Gene Ontology annotation, cellular component: MOZ/MORF histone acetyltransferase complex; nucleosome; chromatin. Bases 470 to 6544 code for a protein of 2024 amino acids. Gene Ontology annotation, molecular function: histone acetyltransferase activity; DNA binding; transcription coregulator activity. The transcript has 17 exons.
UACAACAGGGCGAGACAAAAUGGCGGCGUAGGUGCGCCGAGCCGCGCGCGGCGGCAGCGGGGCGGUCGCGGCGGCCGCGGGCAGCGCGGAGCGGGGCGGGCGGCCCGGCGCGGCCCGGCGGCGGGAGCGGCGGAAGAGCCGGCAGCAGGGGGAGCCGCUGCGGCGCCCGGAGGAGGCUCCUCCCCCCGCGGAGGUUGCAACAAACUUUCUUUUAAGGAGGUACCAGUGUCAUCACAGAUGAACCCCUUCUGCGUUUCAGUAACAGUAACAUAAUUGGAAAGUUUCAGUCGGCAGGUAUUUCUCUGCUUUUCCUGACUCCUCAGGGUGGAUAUUUUUGCCAUGUGUCCAAGCAGUGUGUGGAAUCCUUUCAUUUGUGUUUGAGGUGUGAACAGCCUCUGAAAGAUCUGCUAAAAGGAUAAGGAGGAACCUCUAUGGGUAACUCUUGGCUGGAAACAAUUACUGGUCAACCAUGGUAAAACUUGCCAACCCUCUUUAUACGGAGUGGAUUCUGGAAGCUAUACAAAAAGUUAAAAAGCAAAAGCAAAGGCCUUCUGAAGAGAGAAUAUGUCAUGCUGUUUGUGCUUCCCAUGGAUUAGAUAAGAAGACUGUUUCGGAACAGUUGGAACUUAGUGUUCAAGAUGGUUCUAUUCUUAAAGUCACUAACAAAGGUCUUGCAUCGUACAAGGACCCAGAUAAUCCUGGACGGUUUUCAUGUGUUAAACCUGGCACUAUUCCUAAAUCUGUUAAGGGAUCUAGAGGAGCUUGUAAUGAGCUUCGUAAUGUGGAUUGGAAUAAACUCUUGAGAAGAGCAAUUGAAGGGCUUCAAGAACCUAAUGGCUCCUCCCUGAAAAACAUAGAAAAGUAUUUGAGAAGUCAAAAUGACCUGGCAAGUAUUUUCAACAAUCCUGCCUUUCAGCAGAGGUUGCGGCUGGGGGCCAAACGUGCUGUGAACAAUGGGAGGUUACUGAAGGAUGGUCCUCAGUAUAGAGUCAAUUAUGGCAGUUUGGAAAGCAAAGGAGCUCCAAAAUACUCCAGCACCUUCCCAGCUUCCCUUCCACCUGUCAGCCUAUUACCCCAUGAAAAAGACCAGCCACGAGCUGAUCCCAUCCCAAUAUGUAGCUUUUGCUUGGGAACGAAAGAAUCAAAUCGUGAAAAAAAACCAGAAGAGCUCUUGUCUUGUGCAGAUUGUGGCAGCAGUGGACAUCCAUCAUGUUUGAAAUUCUGUCCUGAGUUAACAACAAAUGUGAAGGCAUUGAGGUGGCAGUGUAUUGAAUGCAAGACAUGCAGUGCAUGUAGGAUCCAAGGCAAAAAUGCAGAUAACAUGCUUUUUUGCGACUCCUGUGAUAGAGGGUUCCACAUGGAGUGCUGUGACCCGCCACUAUCCCGAAUGCCAAAAGGGAUGUGGAUUUGCCAGGUCUGUAGACCAAAGAAGAAAGGAAGAAAGCUGCUUCAUGAGAAGGCUGCACAAAUAAGGAGACGAUAUGCAAAACCUAUUGGACGACCGAAAAAUAAAUUAAAGCAACGAAUGUUGUCUGUAACCAGUGAUGAAGGAUCCAUGAAUGCAUUCACAGGAAGGGGGUCACCUGGUAGGGGUCAAAAGACUAAAGUCUGUACCACACCUUCAUCUGGUCAUGCUGCAUCUGUGAAGGAUUCAAGCAGCAGAUUGCCUGUUACAGACCCCACUCGGCCUGGUGCCACCACCAAAAUCACCACCACCUCCACCUACAUAUCUGCCUCUACACUUAAAGUUAACAAGAAAACCAAAGGUCUCAUUGAUGGCCUUACUAAGUUCUUUACACCAUCACCUGAUGGUCGCAGAUCACGAGGUGAAAUAAUAGACUUUUCAAAGCACUAUCGUCCAAGGAAAAAGGUCUCUCAGAAACAGUCAUGCACUUCUCUUGUGUUGGCUACAGGUACCACACAAAAGCUAAAACCUCCACCUUCUUCACUUCUACCCCCAAUCCCCAUCUCUGGUCAGAGCCCCAGUUCUCAAAAAUCCAGCACUUUGAUUUCUUCUAACCCUCCCCCAAGUUCUUCCAGUCAGUCAAGCAUACCCUCCUUUAGUAGCCUUCCCAGUAGCAGUCAGCUAAAGGGGCUCUUUGAUGGACUCUCUCAUAUCUAUACCACUCAUGAACAGUCUCGAAAAAAGAGUCACCCAAGCUAUGCACCCCGCAAGCACUUGUGUAAUAAACCAGAAUUAUCUUCCACAUCAACAUCUAAUAGUCAUUUCUGUGGAAGGAAAGAGGUUAGGAGUAAGUUUGUGUCUCAUGCCUGUGCCUCUGGAUGGGGUGUGUCUAGAGGACAUGCUUUUAAAGCAAUUGCUCACCUCAAGAGAACAACUUUCUUUAAAAAGCACAGGAUUCUAGGCAGAUUAAAGUAUAAAAUGACCCCUCAGGUGGGGACCCCCUCACCAGGGAAGGGGAGCUUGACAGACGGAAGGAUUAAACCUGAUCAGGAUGAUGAUACUGAAAUCAAACUAAGCAUCAAACAAGAAAAUACGGAUGUAUUUCUGUUGGGAAGCAAGGACACUGUUACACAGGAGGAUUUGGAAGUGUUUAAGCAGGCCCGAGAACUUUCCAUGGAGAAAAUUGGGUGUAAAAACACUGGUGAAACAGGUGGGCGAUACCCUUCAGUGAUUGAGUUUGGAAAAUACGAGAUCCAGACCUGGUACUCUUCACCUUACCCACAGGAAUAUGCAAGAUUACCAAAACUUUACCUGUGUGAAUUCUGUCUUAAAUACAUGAAAAGUAAAAACAUUUUGUUAAGGCACUCAGAGAAAUGUGGCUGGUUUCAUCCUCCAGCCAAUGAAAUCUACAGAAGAAAUGACCUUUCAGUAUUUGAGGUUGAUGGAAAUGUGAGCAAAAUUUAUUGUCAGAAUCUUUGUUUGUUAGCUAAGCUCUUUCUGGACCACAAAACCUUGUAUUAUGAUGUUGAACCAUUCCUCUUCUAUGUCCUUACAAAAAAUGAUGAGAAAGGCUGCCAUUUAGUUGGAUAUUUCUCUAAGGAAAAGCUUUGCCAGCAGAAGUACAAUGUCUCCUGCAUAAUGAUCAUGCCCCAAUACCAAAGGCAAGGAUUUGGAAGGUUUCUCAUUGAUUUCAGUUAUUUGCUUUCUAGAAGAGAGGGUCAGGCAGGAUCCCCUGAAAAACCAUUGUCUGAUCUGGGUCGUCUCUCCUACUUGGCUUAUUGGAAAAGUGUCAUAUUGGAAUACCUGAACUGCCACCAUGAAAAACAAAUCAGCAUCAAAGGAAUGAGCCGAGCUACUGGAAUGUGUCCACACGAUAUUGCCACAACCCUGCAGCAACAUAGCAUGAUAGAUAAAAGAGAAGACAGAUUUGUAAUUAUUAGAAGGGAAAAGCUGAUUUCAAGUCAUAUGGAGAAACUGAAAGCAAAUCCACGUAUCAAUGAAGUAGAUCCCGAAAGCUUGAGAUGGACACCUUUGUUAGUUUCUAAUGCUGCAGUUUCUGAAGAAGAGAGGGAAGCAGAAAAGGAGGCUGAGCGUCUUAUGGAACAAGCUAGCUGCUGGGAAAAGGAAGAGCAAGAAAUAUUCUCCACGAGAACUAAUAGUAGGCAAUCACCUGCAAAAGUACAAUCUAAAAAUAAAUAUUUGCGAUCUCCAGAAAGUGUGGCCGUGGUGGGGGAGCGAGGGCAAUGCACAGAACAAUCUAAGGAAAGCAGUGAGGAGGAAGGCGGGGAUGAGAAUCCACAGAGCUCGCCUCCCCGGCUGACAAAGCCCCAGUCGCUGGCCAUGAAGAGAAAGAGACCUUUCAUACUGAAAAAGAAAAGGGGCCGUAAGCGCAGAAGGAUAAACAGCAGUGUCACAACAGAGACAAUUUCUGAAACUACCGAGGUGCUGAAUGAGCCAUUUGAUAACUCGGAUGAAGAGCGUCCCAUGCCACAGCUGGAACCCACCUGUGAGAUGGAUGGGGAAGAUGAUGACUUGAAGCCUGUGAUUAGAAAAGCUUUUGAGUAUCAACCUGGGCAGCAGAAGCAGGAGGAAGAAGAGCUGAACAAGGAGGAGAAAGAUACUCAUUGUUACAGGCGUGAUGAAAAUUGUACAGAUAAUACAGAGGAUGUAGCUGUGUUGGAAGAAAGCACUAAAGACAAUCUUGAACCUUUAAAGACUAAGCAGGGUUGGCCCAAAGGAGUUAAACGUGGUCCAUCUAAAUGGAGGCAAAGCAAAGAAAGAAAACCUGGCUUUAAGCUUAAUUUGUACACUCCACCUGAGACUCCCAUGGAGCCUGACUAUCAGGUGCUGGUGGAAGAACAGAAGGAAGGAGCUGAAGACAAGCCUUGUUCAAUUCCUGCUGUUACAGAGGAAGCUGUUAAAGAACCUGCUGAAGCACUGCCACCACCAGAUAAUGAGGUGAAAGAAGUGGAACCUGAACCUCUGCAUCCACCCAGUGAACCCUUUGAAAAACAAGAAAAUGAUACUAUGAAAGCUGGGGAGGAAGAAAGGAGCAUAGAGGAAGAUGGAAUCAAUUCAAAAGAUCAAGAAAAAGACAAAGCAGAAGAAGCUUUUGUGCAGAAAGAGGAGUCUGUGCAUUUGGAUGAUCAGGAGGAAGAGGAGGAGGAGGAUGAAGAACCUUCUCACAAUGAGGAUCAUGAUGCAGAUGAUGAAGAUGAUAGUCACAUGGGUUCAACAGAAGUGGAGAAAGAGGAAUUGCCUGGUGAAGCUUUCAAAGAAAUGCUGGAAACUCAGCAAUCUUUUUUAGACGUAAAUGUUCAAACUGGUAAUUCAAAUCAGGAGGAGUUAAUGGAUUGUGGUGUUGACCUUGCAGCUGAUGAGUGUGCAAGUGACCAGAAAGAACUUGCUACAGAUUCAGACCCAGUGCCUGAAUCUGAUGACGAUCAUGCAGACAACAACCAGGACCAAAAAGCUGGUGAAGAAUUACAUUCCGAUUUCAAGGGAGAAAGUACUGAGACCAUGGAGAUUGACUCGGAGACCGUUCAGGCAGUACAGUCUCUAACCCAAGAAACAAGUGAACAUGAAGAUACAUUUCAGGACUGUGCAGAGACUCAAGAGGCCUGUAGAAGUUUGCAGAACUAUGCCCACAAUGACCAAAGUCCCCAGAUGACCACACUGGAUGACUGUCAGCAAUCUGACCACAGCAGCCCAGUUUCAUCUGUGCACUCUCAUCCCAGCCAGUCAGUUCGUUCUGUUAAUAGCCCCAGUGUUGCUCCUUUAGAGAACAGCUAUGCUCAGAUCAGCCCAGAUCAAAGUGCCAUUUCUGUGCCGUCUCUGCAGAACAUGGAGACCAGCCCAAUGAUGGAUGUUCCCUCAGUUUCUGAUCAUUCACAGCAAGUUGUAGACAGUGGGUUUAGUGACUUAGGAAGUAUUGAGAGCACAACAGAAAACUAUGAAAACCCAAGCAGUUACGAUUCUACGAUGGGCAGUAGUAUCUGUGGAAACAACUCUUCUCAAAACAGUUGCUCGUACAGCAGCCUUACGUCUAGUAACCUAACACAGAGUAGCUGUGCAGUGACCCAGCAGAUAUCUAACAUUAAUGGAAGCUGCAGUAUGAUGCAACAAGCAAACAUCAAUUCUCCUCCCACUUGUAAUGUAAAAUCUCCCCAAGGUUGUGUUGUUGAAAGGCCUCCGAGCGGCAACCAACAGUUAUCCCAGUGCAGCAUGGCUGCUAAUUUCACUCCACCUAUGCAGUUGACUGAAAUCCCCGAGACUAGCAAUGCCAACAUUGGAUUAUAUGAAAGAAUGGGGCAGAGUGAAUUCGGAGCAGGGCAUUACUCACAGCCAUCUGCCACCUUCAGCCUUGCUAAACUGCAACAGUUAACUAAUACGCUUAUGGAUCAUUCUUUGCCUUACAGCCAUUCAGCUGCUGUAACUUCCUAUGCAAACAGUGCCUCUUUGUCUGCCCCCUUAAGUAACACAGGGCUUGUUCAGCUUUCCCAGUCUCCACAUGCUGUUCCUGGAGGACCCCAAGCACAGGCUACCAUGACCCCUCCCCCCAACCUUACUCCUCCUCCCAUGAAUUUGCCACCUCCCCUUUUGCAGCGUAAUAUGACUUCAUCGAAUAUCGGAAUAUCCCACACCCAAAGACUGCAGACUCAGAUGGCCAGCAAAGGUCAUGUCUCUGUAAGAACCAAAUCCACACCUCUGCCACCUGCUGCUGCAGCCCAUCAGCCCCAAAUUUAUGGGCGAGCUUCACAGACUGUGGCCAUGCAAGGCCCCGCACGGACCUUAACGAUGCAGCGUGGCAUGAACAUGAGUGUAAAUUUGAUGCCAGCCCCUGCUUAUAAUGUCAAUUCAGUGAACAUGAAUAUGAAUACCCUUAAUGCUAUGAAUGGUUACAGUAUGUCCCAGCCAAUGAUGAAUAGUGGGUAUCACAGUAAUCAUGGGUAUAUGAAUCAAACCCCUCAGUACCCUAUGCAGAUGCAGAUGGGAAUGAUGGGAACUCAGCCAUAUGCACAGCAGCCAAUGCAGACAGCGCCCCACAGUAACAUGAUGUACACUCCUCCGGGCCACCACGGCUACAUGAACACAGGCAUGUCCAAACAGUCUCUCAAUGGAUCCUACAUGAGAAGGUAGGCCCGUGGGAGAGACGCUACCGAACUGGCGUAUGGGAUUGAUCUGCACAAAUACCUUUGGAGAGUACGAUUUCAAAACCAGCAAUUGGUGUGAAUGCAAAAACAUUUGUUGGCACCAUUUAAAAGCUGUAUGCAGCAGAAAGCCUUAUACAAGUUUUUCUUUAUUUCAUGCUUUGUUGGGUUUUUUCUUUUUUUUUUUCCUUUGGUUUUGUUUUGUUCCAUUUUGGGUUUUUUUUUGUUUAUUUUUUAACAUUGUGAGGUUUAACUUCUCUUUGGAGGGAAUUAGGUGGUUUUACAUAUUUUGUUUAUUUCAUUGAGCUUGAAGUUCUCUGGAAAGGAAGAACUCUUUCUAUGAACUGCAAUUACACAGCAGCUGAUGGUUCAGAGCCAUUUUAUGUGCCUGCUCCCAUUAAAAAUGUGGAUAAAUAGACUCCAAAACUAUCAGACAGUACUGGAUCAUGAGCUUUUUCUCUCUCCUUUCCCCACAUGUAAAUGCCUUUUAGCAGUUCUUUUAUUGUAUUAUUUUGUUUCUGAAGGUGACACUUCUGCAUGCCGCUAAUGUCUUUGUUAGUGACAGUGCAUUUUGUAGUACUGUACAAGUGUUGUGCUUAACAGUAAGCCAUUUCUUAAUUUUUUUGCCUUGAUUAGGUUACCCUAGUUUGAGGGUAAAAAAACCAGAACUAUAUUUUUGUUAAUUAUAAAACUUGUAAAAAUAAUAAAAAAAAGCUGCAAAAGCUAUUCACAUUUUGGUUAGUUCCAAGGGUUUUAUUGCUGUAUGUUUAGUGUAAAGUUGAGACUCUUUUCCAUUUUUGUGACCAGUUUCUUUGGGGCUGGGUAGGAAAAAAAGGCAGCUUUCUGUUUUAUAAAAACUUAUGUUUUUUGUUGAUUGAAACAUCUCAGUGUUUAUUUGUCAAGUUUUGAAACAUUUUCGUAUAUGUCCAAAUACUUGGCAGGAUUUAAAAAAAAAAGUAGUGAAUUUGGUGUAAAGUUGCUAUUUUAUGGAAAUGCCUCUAACUUUACAUUUUCAUUCCAUCUGUAGAUUUUUCUAUCUUUAUAAAAUAUUGGAGUUAUUUUUUAAGGGAAAAAAUAGAGCAGUAGCGUGUGAAUAGCGCAAACUAAGCUUACAGAUCGCAUGUAAAAAGGCAAAAGUUAUUUGUGUCUGUUUAUAUUGCUUCCUUUUUUGUAGCCUUUGUACCUGUACAGAGUGACUGUAAGGGCCGAACAGAAGAGGCUUGAUACAUGUAAAAAUAGGACCCAGUGACACUCUUGUAUUUAUCUGUUAUCUUUUUAGUCAGUCACUUAAAAAAAUACCCACAAAAGACCCGCCCAAGCAACAAAAAUAAAAACUGCAAAAAACUACAUCCCCCCCCCCCAAGCUGUACAUUUUAACAUAAAAUAAAUUAUGAUGAGCCAUUUUUAGCCUCUUGUGUCUUGUCAUAGUUUGAUGUUGCAUGGGAAUUACCUCCUGAAACAGUGUUUGUUACAGUGCUCUCACGUGCUUGAUCUAAAGCCCAUUACAGUUGGUGGGGUUUGGAUUAGGCUGUUUAGAGCUUAAGUGUAGGUUACUCAUCAUAAUUGCAUACAUCUUGUGAAAAUAAAGAAUACCUAAGAUUAUUAUUUUUAAUAAUCUUAAUAAAAUAUGGAAUAAAUAUGUAUUUAAUACCUUA